GACCCCCAGCUGGGUGUUGCAGAUGGAUUUAGUCCAGUUGCACUCAGUGGCUCCCUCAGCAGAUCUGCCUCUGUGCCUCUGGGAGCAGGAGCCGAGCCUCCCUCUGUGCUUCGAACAUGGCUGGUAAGAUCCAGACGCUGAGCGAAGAGGAGAGGGCCCACCUACUCCCCCUGCUGCGUAACGCCCAGUGGGUGGAGGUUGUGGGCCGGGACGCCAUCUACAAAGAGUUCAUUUUCAAAGACUUCAAUCAGGCUUUCGGUUUCAUGUCCAGAGUGGCUUUACAAGCUGAGAAGAUGGACCAUCAUCCCGAGUGGUUUAAUGUCUAUAACAAGGUCCAGAUUACUCUCAGCACCCACGACUGUGGGGGAUUGUCUCAGCGCGACAUCACCUUGGCCACCUUCAUUGACCAGGCCUCCCUGAUGUAGAACGCCCCCCGUCGGCUUCCUGGGCAGCGAAGGCCCAGAGGUCACAGCUCUAUGUGCUUUAAAUGAGAAACCUCGAGAUCUGACUCCCCCGCGUCCAGAGAAAAGGAGCCAGAUUACUUCUAGCUCCCAGUGAAAAAUGUUGCUCUUUGUUUUAAGUGUGGCGGAAGAAACGGAGAAGUUAGGAUUAGAAUAAUAGCAAUCAGGACACAUUCCAGCUGGUGUUGGAGAAAAUGUUGUGAUUUUUGUGCACCUCCUGUUUUUUUGUAUUGUGUAAUAAAAUGUUGGACUGAAAGUGA
This is a messenger RNA of Fundulus heteroclitus (mummichog), 721 nucleotides long. It is a transcript of the gene pcbd1, whose product is annotated as pterin-4 alpha-carbinolamine dehydratase/dimerization cofactor of hepatocyte nuclear factor 1 alpha. Lineage: Eukaryota; Metazoa; Chordata; Actinopteri; Cyprinodontiformes; Fundulidae. Gene Ontology annotation, molecular function: 4-alpha-hydroxytetrahydrobiopterin dehydratase activity. The record is from RefSeq and is a predicted model, not a curated record. Gene Ontology annotation, biological process: tetrahydrobiopterin biosynthetic process. The coding region runs from base 117 to 425 and encodes 102 amino acids. The transcript is spliced from 4 exons.